This is a messenger RNA of Oncorhynchus kisutch (coho salmon), 754 nucleotides long. RefSeq names its product collagen alpha-1(IX) chain-like. Bases 107 to 754 code for a protein of 215 amino acids. The record is from RefSeq and is a predicted model, not a curated record. NCBI's taxonomy places the organism in Eukaryota, Metazoa, Chordata, Actinopteri, Salmoniformes, Salmonidae. The transcript has 14 exons.
AGCAGGGCCAGAUGGACCAGUUGGCCGUAAAGGGUCUCCAGGUCCCAUAGGAUUGUCAGGACAGAGAGGCUCUCCUGCACUUGGAGGAAUCCAGGGACAUCCAGGGAUGUAUGGUCUUCCAGGUCAAAAAGGUGACAUAGGUGAAGUCGGGCCAAUGGGCAUGAAGGGUUUACCAGGCCUUGAAGGGCCCGUGGGGACUGCUGGAAUUCCAGGUCUGAAGGGGGCUCCAGGUGGCACAGGCUUCAGAGGACUAGAUGGAGACAAAGGAGAUGCUGGACCCAAAGGAGACAGGGGUUCUGUUGGUGCAUCAGGGAUCCUAGGCCGUCAGGGUGAGAGGGGUCAGAGUGGCCUCUCAGGCCUUCCUGGUGUCAGAGGUCAAGCUGGCCCCCAAGGCAUUCCGGGUGAAGACGGAGAGGUCGGCCUCCAGGGAGUGGUUGGAAAGGAGGGGUCAAAGGGCCACAGGGGAACUCCAGGCCAUAAUGGGAAAUCGGGACCUAAAGGACCCAGGGGUCGUACUGGACAGCCUGGUCUUUUUGGUAUACCUGGAAUCCUGGGUUUUAGAGGCCUCAUUGGGACUGAGGGUGCAGAAGGAAAGCCUGGUACACAGGGUGAGCUUGGUUCUGCUGGUAUUCCUGGAACUAAAGGACACAGAGUCUGGGGGGAGCACCAGGACGAGCAGGUCCCCCAGGUGCUCAGGGUCCUCCAGGAAAGUCUGGACAAGACGUCAGUCCUGGGCCACCUGGUGAUAGGGUGA